AUGUCUUCAGCUGCUAGGGUGCAGUUCAGGCCUCCGCCAAUCGUUGAGUGUAUCUCCCAAGGCAACUGUCUCGGCAUCGGGCGGAAAGUCUUCAAUCCCCAGCAGGUUUGCACCAACUGUCUUACUCGACACGACCCUCAACAGCUACGGAUCUGGGCCAGCAACAGUCGUACAGCCUUAACUCUCAUCGACGAGGAGGUCCGCCGCAAACACAUUGUUAAACGAAAUAUCGAGACGCACAGCCGCUUCCUUUGCGCGUUUGAAGAUCCGGAUUUCCAGUACUGCAGGUGGCGACGGAGCGAUCUGAACCUUCGAGGGACCCGUCUAACGUGCAAGGUCGUGCGCAAAAAAGGAGCAGCUUGUGCAAGGUUGCUAGAUAUGCUUGCACCGCCAAAGCCUCAUUGUGCUUUUGGUGUUGCAUGCAACUCCCGUCCAGAAGGACAGGAAAGGGGCCCGGACAUCUGCACCUGGUGCAAGAACAUGAGCUUCGAUGCUCUCUACGAGCAAGCCGCAUCUCACCCUUACAAGCGCCAUCUGAACCGUCUCAUUGACACUUACAUGCGCCAACUCGAGCAAGACAGCAACGAACGCAACAGCAAAGGUUGGUCACCACUGUGCGCCUGCAAGGACCCGGAGUACCGUCUGGACGUAUGGCGGCGCGGCUUCAACCCCCAGGACGGGCGACUGUGUGGAACAGUGCGGCACCGGGGCCAGCUGUGCGUGCGCUGCUACCAGAAAGGCCGCGAGCAAGACUGCGCCUGGCUUUCAGAGUUCGAUGGCGACAGACUGGGGUUCCCGUGCGUGUUCGAUGAUCCUCGGCUGAACCAACCAGUCGAUCGGAACUGGAGGUUGGGCCCGGUGGACGAGCAGGGGAAGCCGGAUCCGCACUGGGAGAAAGAUCCUACGAGACAUGGCCGGUGUGGGAGGAGACGAGAGAAAAACAGCCUGUGCCAGCGAUGCUACAAUCGCAUGUGUGAGAUCAGGGGGUUUGGGAGAUACUUCGAACCCGAAUGGGGUACGCUGCGUCAGAGCCGCGGCCUGUGACGGCGUGUGGUACAAAGAGGUCCUUUCUAUUCAGUGCUUGAAGCAAGCCAGGGUUCGCAGGUCGGAAGGUCUCCAGUUUUUCCUUACUUGGUUUAUAAUUUUCUAGACAAAUACCCAACAGACUUCAAUGUCGAUACUCAAGCAGUUUCUAGAAGUCCAUGAUCGCGGGAAGCGAGUGACGUCAGACAUCAAUUCUGAAUGAAGUGCCUCUCGCUGCGAAUCGGAAAAUCAAAUCAC
Messenger RNA from Boeremia exigua, 1281 nucleotides. RefSeq lists its product as uncharacterized. NCBI's taxonomy places the organism in Eukaryota, Fungi, Ascomycota, Dothideomycetes, Pleosporales, Didymellaceae. The record is from RefSeq and is a predicted model, not a curated record. The transcript has 2 exons. The coding region runs from base 1 to 1044 and encodes 347 amino acids.